GGUUGGUUUAACAUUUCAAUUACGGCCCUGGAAUCGCACUCGUCUCAAAGCCCUGCGGACGACAUGGGAGUAUCAGAAGAAGUCACGCCUGUUGCCGGUGCGGAACCCAGAGGACCUCCGGCACAUGAUCAUAGCGAUGGUAGCGAUCUGGAACCGGACGAUUUCGCUCCGAAACGGAAACAGCGCCGAUAUCGAACCACUUUCACUAGUUUUCAAUUGGAAGAAUUGGAGAAAGCGUUCUCGAGGACGCAUUAUCCUGACGUAUUUACUAGGGAAGAGUUAGCAAUGAAGAUUGGAUUAACUGAAGCUCGAAUACAGGUCUGGUUCCAAAAUCGACGAGCCAAAUGGCGCAAACAAGAAAAAGUCGGACCGCAAGGCCACCCGUACAACCCCUACCUUAGUCCGGGCUCCAGCGCUUCAGUUCCUCCAGUAGUACCCCCAUCUCUUCCCAACCCAUUCAAUCUACCAUUCGGCUUGCGAAAACCCUUUGACACGCUUCCGUUCCGCUAUCCGCCUCACAUGCUUCCAGGCUACUUCCCGUCACCUCCGACGUACCACCGGAGCGGUCCUCCAAUGUUACCUCCGACGGUAGGAUUGUAUCCUUCCGCCACAUCGUUCCAGACGCUUUUAGCCAACAUUUCGGCAGCGCAAAGACCGAAACAGGAAUUCGCUCCGUCGCCUCCACCUUUGUCUCCGGGAAGUUCUACGGGUGCAGCUCCACCUGUUCCAGCUCCGGAUGUAGAUAGGAGAAGUUCUAGUAUUGCCUCGUUACGAUUGAAAGCUAGGGAGCACGAGUUGAGACUGGAAAUGUUAAGACAAAGUGGGGAUUUGAUAAGUUAGUGUUUUGUUUCAACGAAGUUUUAAGUAUGGAUUCUUAUUGCUCCAGAAUGUUUAAUGUUCUCGUCUCGGCAAUUAUGUAGAUUGCCAAUUAUUGAGUCUUUUGAAGUAGGUAACCUAUAAUAUAGAUAGGACAAUUUUAGCCCAAUAUAUUUUGAAUUAUCAAAAUUGUAUCUUUAUUCAUUAGCUAGAAACUCAACUCAACCUAUUGAUUGCCCAAUAAUUGAACUAUUGCAACGAUUGAAAUGUUUGUAACUUAAGUUUUUAAUUACUUAUUUAUUGUUUUAAUAUAAAAAUUGAAUUUUUCGUGUUAUAAGUAGGUAUACUCUGUCUAACCAAAGUUGAACGUUGAAGAUCACUUGCUCAUCCUUGUAACCAUAGGAUUCACACGUUCGGACCUAUUUUGGUUUGAUAAACACAGUGCGCGUGCAAUAAAGACAGCAGCAAAAAGCAAGGUCUGUGAUAUAUUCGAGUAAGUGACCUUCAACGUUCAACUUUGGUUAGAAUUUAGUUGAUUAAAGUAUGUAAAAAGUAUUAUUUUUUUGUAAGGAAUAUAACGCGUUGUAAAUAGUUUUUUUUAUUAUAAAUAUAUAGCUAAUAAUAGUAAUUAGGAUAUCACUAGAAAUUUUAGUAGGUAUAUAAUAGCUAUACAGUGUGUUGGAAGAUUAUGUACGAUGUAUAGUAGGGAUUUAGGGUAAAAGAUCAGCAAUUUGCGAUGCACUGUAUAUAUAAAUUAUUGUUAUAGUGAAAUUAUUGCAAUAUAGCUGUGAGAUUGAAAUAAAUCCGUCCAAAUUUAUACACACAUAAUUAUCAUGUUGAAUAAAG
This is a messenger RNA of Ceutorhynchus assimilis (cabbage seed weevil), 1662 nucleotides long. The record is from the annotation of a GenBank genome assembly. NCBI's taxonomy places the organism in Eukaryota, Metazoa, Arthropoda, Insecta, Coleoptera, Curculionidae.